Messenger RNA from Saccoglossus kowalevskii, 2730 nucleotides. RefSeq lists its product as uncharacterized. Gene Ontology annotation, molecular function: ubiquitin protein ligase activity. The record is from RefSeq and is a predicted model, not a curated record. Lineage: Eukaryota; Metazoa; Hemichordata; Enteropneusta; Harrimaniidae. Gene Ontology annotation, biological process: regulation of gene expression; negative regulation of apoptotic process; protein ubiquitination.
AUGGCUGCUGUGAUCGCUCACGCCGGUAAUUUAUCCAAACUAUCAAAGUUUCUGGAAAUCAACAACAUGACGAUUAUAGAUAUGAUUUUUCAGCAUCGAACUUUACCGAGCCGUGUGAUGUCGUCACGGCGCCGCCACAGGACAGGACGACGCAUGCCGAAAGGGCAGAGGAGAAGAAGACAGCGUCGAUGUAAGGAUGACGCCACCCUUCGUCUUUCCUCCAGUUCCCAGAGCUCAGUUGAAAUAACAGCCACGGCAACAUCAUCACAUGGAGGGCCAACUAUUAUCGCUACGGCAACCGCACCGGUCAACACGAGAUCUGAAAGAGAGAGUGCCGCAUUUGCAAUGGCAGCAAUUCUUGCCAAAGAACUGAAACCCGAACACAAGUUGCCUAGUAAGGACAUUGCGGUUCGCCCAAGGGAAGAAUUCCUCAACUUACUGGCAACCGUGGGAGCUAAUGGGCAAGUUUUCACACCAAGACAGUUACUCUCGUAUCUGAUAAAAUAUAUCAGUAGUAGAUAUUUAUACGAUGAAUUAGAUCCCAGAAGAGUUUAUUGUUCGGAUGAUCCUUUGGGAAAGGUAUUUGGUGUGAAAGAAUUUACAAUCAAAGAUGUGAGGAAUCUCCUGUUUGCCAAUGUGACUGUAGCCAGUGAAAAUUUAGCCGAACAGCAUGAUGCAAGUUUCCAACAUCAUAAAAGGGAGUCUUUGUUCAAACAACGACAUUACUCACAGCCGUUGCCUGGCGGUAGUGAUGGAGCAUCCACAUCAGCAUCAUCUCCUAAAAGUGCUACAACAACCAGCAAUAGUAUCCCUGAUACUUUCCCGCUGAGUAUGCCGGUAUCAUUUGCGCCGUCGUCAGUCUCUAAUGUCACAUCAACAGUUGGUAAGCAAACCACAGAAUUCACAGCAUUGCCAGGAUUUGAUCUUCUCAGUGAAAGACCAAAUGAAGAUAGAGAACCGCACUCCUCCACGGAGUCUUCAAUCACUACCCAUAAAGAUACAGAUACACACAAUAUCCAGGGUUACGAAACAGCGACCGUGGCUGACACGUCUGAUGAUCUUUGGUUCCUAGAAGAGGAUGCACGUUUCUCGGUUGAAUAUGAAGUAGAAUCUAACGAGAGUGAAGGAUAUGGAUUUGGAGCGACGUCUACGGAAUCAGAAUCUAUUGACUCAUCUGCUGAUGAAGUUUAUGAAUUUGAGCUUUGUGAUGACAGCGAGUCAUGUUUUGCCGAUGAUGACAGCAGUGAUUCUGAUUCUGAUUUCACAGAUAAGGACAAGUGGAUGUGUACAAAGUGUGAUGUUGCUAAUUCUCCACUCGUUCGUUACUGCGUAAAGUGCUGCUCACUUAGGGAAGGCUGGUUGCCAGACUUGGUGCAUAAAUCUCAAUUGAAGCUAGCGAGAGGUCCAAGACAGUUGAAAAGAUCCAUAUCAGAACCAGCACAUCUCCAUGAAAUAACUUUAGCAAACCAUUUAUUUAUGUACUUACAAGUUAUUCACAUGGUUGUUUCAGUUGGUGUGGUUGCCAGUUUAACAUCAUCGCUACGAGACGUGGCUGUUACGGGCACUGAUGCAACCGACAUAGGAUUUCCUGUUGCAUCUGGUGCAGAGCGUGAAGUUACAAAAAGUGGUGAAGAUUUAUUAGAUAGCUCACCGAAACGAGAUGAUGAUCCGUACGAGAUACAGAACCAAAAUGCUGUACGUGACCGUGAAAUUCGUCUUGCAGAGGACGACGCUGGUGCAUGGCCGGCUUUCCAUGUACCUCCCCGUCGUAGAAGAGUGGCACCUUUGAUUCCUGAUGGGAAAGAUGUCCCAGAUACUGAUCCCAAAGAUGUUGCCGGGAAACCUCAGAUAUACGCCGCUUAUGGCCACGAUGUACCUGAUACGGAUCCAUCUGAUGUUGCUGGUCCAUCUGGAGUAGCCUCGGGGUCGGCAGCCAUCGUUCAGAAUGCUGGUAGUCACCAUGUGGUCAAGCGUCCAAUUUCAGAUCAGGACUCUCCAGAACGACUGCCAUUGAAAAAGAGAAAAAGCAGCCGUGAUAGCAUUUCUCCUGAGAAAAAUACGGCAUCUUUUCUUCCUUGUGAUGCGUUUACUGAAAAAGAUGCGAGAGAUUUGUCACUGUUGACUGUCGAAUGUCCUCCAUAUCCUGUGAAUCUUUCACCGUUAAGUCAAAGUCAGAAACCUGGGAGGGAUGAAACCGAUCAUGGAAACGGAGAUUCCGUUGAGGAGAAAAAGGAGGAGGAAAAUGCCAAGCAUGAUGAGUGCGUUCCAUCCUCGUCCCUACAAAGACAGUCCUCCCAUGAUACCCUCUUAGCAGAUUCACCAGACGAGAAGUUAUCCCAGCAUGCAUUUGGAAAAGAUGAUGUGACGAAAAAAAUGGGCAUGAAAGGUCGAGAUGAUUCUGGUGUAAGCAUAGCAUCGACAUCAACAGCCACCACAUCAUCAGUAACAUCAGGAUUACCCUCGAUGACUGCUGCUAGUUCAUCGUCUGCGGAAGCGAGAGCAUUCAACGAUUUGUGUAUGAUAUGCUCAUCCAAGCCAAAGACUGCGAGUAUUAUCCAUGGUCGCACUGGCCACCAAGUUUGUUGCUAUUCGUGUGCUAAGAAACUACGUCGCCAUGGCAAACCAUGUCCAGUUUGUCGACGCCCGAUUCAAAUGGUAGUCAAGAAUUUUCUUCUGUGAUGAUAUGAACAAUAUUUAUUUAUUUAUUCUGAGUAUUUUAAUUUCAGUAUU